This is a messenger RNA of Pezoporus occidentalis (night parrot), 1076 nucleotides long. Its product is annotated as scale keratin-like. The transcript has a single exon. Gene Ontology annotation, molecular function: structural constituent of cytoskeleton. Gene Ontology annotation, cellular component: intermediate filament. Bases 7 to 372 code for a protein of 121 amino acids. The record is from RefSeq and is a predicted model, not a curated record. NCBI's taxonomy places the organism in Eukaryota, Metazoa, Chordata, Aves, Psittaciformes, Psittacidae.
ACCAAGAUGUCUUGCUACGACCUGUGCCCACCAAGAACCAGCGUGGCCGUUCCCCAGCCCAUUGCUGAGAGCUGCAACGAGCUGUGCGCCCGCCAGUGUCCCGACUCUUCAGCCUUCAUCCAGCCACCGCCUGUGGUUGUCACCUUCCCCGGCCCCAUCCUCAGCUCCUUCCCCCAGCAAGCCGUGGUGGGCUCCUCCGGAGCACCCGCCUUUGGAGGCAACCUGGGGCUGGGAGGCCUCUACGGUACCGGGGCCACUCAGGCCUCGGGGGGCCUCUGCGCCUUUGGCAGACCCUACGCUCCUGCCGCCUGCAGCCCUCUGGCUCUGCCCCGCUACAGCCAGAGGCUGUGGGACACCCGUGGCUCCUGCUAGAGCAACUGCUACAGCCUUCAUACCUUCCAGUAAUGGAAGUUCUUGGUAGAAGCUAGUCAUGCCCAGUGUUGCAACUAUUAAUCUUUUCUAUUAACACUGAUAUUUAUGGGUUUAAUUUUUUGUUUCACUCAAGUUUCACACAUCUUUUCCCUAAUAUGCUCUUUUGUGUAUUUUCAAUGUGUUAUAUUUUCACGUUUGUUUUGCUUUGUCUUUAUCUUUGUAAGUUGUGGCAAGAACCUGUGUAAAAUAUUGUAUUUUGUUAGCUGUGGUUGAAUUUUUAACUUGACAACUGUAAGAGUAGAAAUGUUCAUCUGCAUUUUUUCAUUUCUUUUUAUUAUUCUUGUCCUAUUUUUUUGUUUUGUGUCAUCAGUCUGAUUUUCCUGCUUUUCUUUUUUCAAUAAAUCCUUUAUGCAUCAGAUUUUCAGUAUGUUUUUUUUAAUCUUUUCUUAUUCUAAAUAUUUUUUGAGGAUUGAGCUAAUUUUAUACCUGGUUAUUGCACAGAAGAUUUUCUGCUUCACUGCUUUAGUCCAUAAUUGUCUGUUUCCUUCCAAUUAUAUUUUACAUUCCCAUUUUUUACAGAUUUUCUAUGAUUUAUAUUUUUGAGCAGUACUAUUCAUUCAUGGCCAUGUUAGUACACAUUUAGGGGAGAGCAACAGAGUUAAGGAUUGAGAAUAGCUGUUUCCUUCUUUUCCAUACUGUAUGUA